UCCUCACUCCUCUCUCUAUAUAUAAGGAUGCAAGAUAGCCUUUUGUUUUCAGGUCCUUUCAGUACACCCGUAUAUAGCCCAAGCGUCCUCCUCUAUUUCCAAAGGAAACACAAUUAAUUGGUCAGCCAAGAUGGUGAAGCAAAAAAUAGUCAUGAAGGUCACGAUGGAGGACUCAAAGAAGCGCUCGAAAGCCCUCAAGAGUGCUGUUGGAUCGCCUGGUGUAAUAUCUGCAUCAGUAGACGGGGACAAGAUCGUAGUGGAGGGCGAUGGAAUCGACUCAAUCGCACUGACAACAACGCUUAGGAAACGAAUGGGCUAUGUCGAGCUGGUUAGCGUUGCAGCAACGGACGAGAAGAAGGAAGAGAAGAAGGAAGAGGAGACCAAGCCAGUGGCCUGGCCGUAUCCCAUCCAAGUGGCGCCACCCUACGGAUAUCACCAACCCAACUACGAGCCUUCUUGCAACAUUAUGUAGGACGUGCCAACGGGGCAGCACUCCGGAUUUGGAAGAUGGACAACUCAAGUAUGCCCUGUGUGUAUCGAUUAACUUGGGAUCUGUGAUAACCGGGAACCAGGAGGACAUGGUUACUCUUUUUUUUUUUUAUUAUUAUUAUGAAGGUUAUGUGGGGUCCGAGUGUUGCUCUGGUAGGUUUCUCCCUUUUAUUUUAUUUUAUUUUUAUUUUUAAUUUUUUUUUGAGUGAUGGUUUGUCCCUUUAUGAAUGGCUAGAAUGCAAAAUGGCAAGUCUUGGACAAUAUUCUAGUAUCUUAGAUUUAAGACCAUCGUAGAUAUAUUGAUGGAUGACGAGGUUUAUUUUAAACGAACACCUAUUAAAUAUUAUUAAAGGAAAGAGAAGGUACAGAAGAGAGUAUGAC
Phoenix dactylifera (date palm) is the source of this 870-nucleotide messenger RNA. Its product is annotated as heavy metal-associated isoprenylated plant protein 16-like. Lineage: Eukaryota; Viridiplantae; Streptophyta; Magnoliopsida; Arecales; Arecaceae. The record is from RefSeq and is a predicted model, not a curated record.